AUGGUGCCGUCCGCCUUGUUGCGCCCUUUGUCCAAGCUGGUGGCCUCGGCCAGGCUCCCCAGCAGCUUGUCAGCGCGGUCAAAGUUCUACAUUCGGGAAUCGCCACUUGGCAGACCUGACUGGCUGAAGGUUGGACUGACCUUGGGCACCUCCGUCUUCUUGUGGAUCUAUCUCAUCCAACAGCAUAAUGAAGAUGUUUUAGUGUAUAAAAGAAGAAAUGGGUUGGAAUAAA
Globicephala melas (long-finned pilot whale) is the source of this 232-nucleotide messenger RNA. The record is from RefSeq and is a predicted model, not a curated record. Lineage: Eukaryota; Metazoa; Chordata; Mammalia; Artiodactyla; Delphinidae.